Molecule: messenger RNA, 1584 nt
Organism: Fusarium odoratissimum NRRL 54006
Lineage: Eukaryota; Fungi; Ascomycota; Sordariomycetes; Hypocreales; Nectriaceae
Exons: 2
Coding region: 1-1584 (527 amino acids)
Cellular component (GO): cytoplasm
Molecular function (GO): oxidoreductase activity
Source: RefSeq, a predicted model, not a curated record
AUGAAUGAUUCACGCAAAGCCACAGAUCGGCUUCUGGCUAUUGCCCGAUCGUUACAGCAUCCCGACUCAAACUAUGGCUUACCCGAAGAGUUCAUGAGAAAGCUUCGUGCUACCCUUCUAUCAGACCCAUUGUUGCCGAAACCUAACCCUUCUAUCUCCCUCUGGCAAGAACCUGCCCACCCUACUGUAUCAAACAUUCAGUCUCCAACCCUUCCACGGUAUGCCGAUAUUGUUGUGAUUGGCUCUGGGAUAACGGGAUGCAGCGUUACCAAGGCCCUCCUUGAGGAUGAUAGUCUGGACUCGACAAGUCAGAUCGUCGUCCUCGAGGCUCGUACCCUUACCAGCGGCGCAACAGGCCGUAAUGGAGGCCAACUCGUCUCUCCAGUCGGUCAUCUCUACAAUACUAUGUGUAAAAGACAUGGGGAAGAUACAGCCAAGGAAAUGUGUCGCUUCAGCUUCAUGAACACUGAGCGGAUUAUGGGUAUGCUCGACGAACUAGAUCCAGAGCUCCGUGAUUCCAGUGAGAUUCGACAUGUACAUAAAGUCAUGGUUGCUGGGGAUGAGGAGACUUGGAAAGCUUCGAAUGAGUCUCUGAACUCCUUUCGAGAGGCAAUUCCCAGUCACCAAACCAUCCAUCGUGUUACUGAGCAAGACGGCUUAGCAAAGGGUUUUAACAUCAAGAGUGGCCAUGGUGUGAUCGACCAUCCUGCCGGCGCCGUCUGGCCAUACCGCCUCAUAACUGGAAUCUUCGAACGUCUUCUUGUCCAAUACCACGACCGCCUUUCGAUCGAGACAAAUACUCCCGCAACAGCGAUAAAGUACAUAUCUAGCACGAUAAGCAAUGGGUCUUCGAUGCCUGACUACCCAUACAUCAUUGAGACUCCACGGGGUGCUAUUCGAGCCAAGCAGGUGAUUCACUGUACGAACGCGAACGCUGCCCACUUGUUGCGUCCAUUGAUAGGAAGACUCUAUCCAUAUAGAGGGACCAUGUCUGUCCAAAAGGCGGGUCCGUAUCUAGAAAACAUGGGCAACCACCGCUCGUGGAGCUAUCUGACCAAGUCCACGCUUGAUCCAGUGUCAGAGCGGUUUGACGGAGGGUUGUACUAUCUCCAACAGCAUGCCAAGACUGGAGAUAUAUGGGUUGGCACUGACUACUCCAAUGUCUUUGACGUCCUGACGUCUGACGAUACUGCUGUGCCGGGCCACUCAGUCGAGGCUCUACUGAAGUUCUUACCAAACUACUUUGUUAAGGGAUGGCCGGAGGAUGAGCGACCGGAGUUGAAAGGAGUAUGGACUGGGUUACAGGGACAUACAUCGGAUGGACUUCCAUUGGUAGGUAAGCUCCCGAAGAGUAUUUCUGGGCGAGACGGCGAUGGUGAAUGGAUUGCUGGAGGAUACAGUGGGUAUGGGAUGGACAAGGCUUGGAUGGCCGGUGAAGCGAUUGCUAGUAUGAUUGCUGGCAAAGGAGUUCCUGAAUGGCUACCCAAAGCGUUUCUUCUUACAGACCAGAGACUAGAGCGAGACAUCACUGUCGAGAAGUCUGUAGCCAAGUGGGUGUCCAUAGCAAAGACUGGAGAUUGGUAG